Molecule: messenger RNA, 3411 nt
Organism: Haplochromis burtoni (Burton's mouthbrooder)
Lineage: Eukaryota; Metazoa; Chordata; Actinopteri; Cichliformes; Cichlidae
Product: delphilin-like
Exons: 9
Coding region: 1060-2856 (598 amino acids)
Source: RefSeq, a predicted model, not a curated record
ACGAACAGAUAUAUCAAGGUGGUUGUCAUGGUUUCAGAAGAAGAGUUGUGCCUGUAAGUAAAACGAUACUCAGUUAUAUCAUAGUUUUAUCUACAUGUUUCUGUUUAGUGAUCUGUAUUUAGAAUAAGUACUGGGCUUUUUAUAGCAUUGUCACGGUUCUUUUCCAUUCACAUUAUGUUAUAUUAUAAUAUAUUGUAUUGUUAUUUUCAUAGUUUUUAUAUAGAGGUUUGGAGAUAUUUAAGUGCAUGGUUUUAAAUUCUGUAGAUCAGCACUUUGAUUUGAUGUUAUUUUGUAGAUAUUUUCUAUUCUAAAAGUCAAAAAGAGAGAAAAAAAAAAAAGCAGAAUUUCUGAACUUGCUAUGAAGUGUGAUAAAUAUAUUUUGGGAUUACACCUGUAAAAUAAAAUCUCCUUUUUAAACAAGCAAACUUGAAUUUGGCUAGUCACCCCUUCAAGAUUGCAUCUUCGUGCACCUCUGCAUUGAUUUUAGUGAACUAGUUAACUUUAACUUUAUUUCUGGGGAAAAGAUAGAGUUGCAGGGAGCCACAUCUGCAUGGAGCUGAAGUAGAAGUUUGUGUGAACAGUCUGACCUUCCUGAGCAAGCUUGGACUUUAUGUACUGAAAACUGCUUUUUGGUUCGCUGGUGGUAGCCGGACACCCACCUCUCACCAGCACAGAUGGUUCAGGACAUUAAAGCUGGGUCAGUCUGACACAGAUGUCGGCUUUUAGCCAACGUUUGUGGUCUAGAUAGAAAUCACAGAUGAAUGGGACGUAAAAAGCAGCACUAUUAGAAGUAGUCCAGAGGUGCACAAGGACAAAACCUUUCUUUAAAAUAAAUUGUCAGAGUUCCAAAACAUUCUGAUCGCACCCCGUGUCGCUUUUUCUGUUCAAAUAUAAACAGACAGUGGAGUAAGUUUCAGUACAACAUUUCAAGCAAACGUCAAAGCCGUAAUGAACCUAAUAAUAACCUAAUUAGCUUGAAUAGACUGGAUUUUAAAACGUAGAAGCUGUUUAUUAGCCGUUUACUAGACUAUGUGGAGGUGAAGGUGGUUCUCGGGGCUGAUGGUGCACUCCUCCUCCCUCCAGAUGAGCUUCCAGGAGGACCAGGAAAUCGGCUUCAUGCCCCGGCAGCUCAGCAGCGGCAGUGAGGAUCACAGCAGCAGCGACGAGGCCUCCUCUCCCUGCUACUCCUCUGGAUCCGAACCGAUCCCACCACCUCCCACCCAAAGCCCCCCGCCUCCUCCGCCCUUGCAGGCUCUCAUACCCCCUCCCAUUCCGUUUACCGACCCUCUCCCACCAGUGCGCUUCUCACCCGAGCACGUGCCCCGCAGCCGGAUGCCCUUCCAACCGCACCACCCCAUCAUCCCUCCUCCUCCACCCCCUCCGAGGACCAUCCUGUCCAGCCGCUCUCCCCUACACAAAAAGCACCCGAGCAGAGACGAAAAUGAGAAGACUCUCCAGCGCUUCCAACCCACCACCCGCCUCGGCCACACAACCCUGACCUCCACCAAAACCUUGCGCUCCCGCCCCACCUACCUCCCACGACAGUUCAGCCAGCCUCAGCCUAUCCGCCAGCCCUCCCCGCAGCCCUCCCCGCAGCUGCUGAGGCCGAGCCAGCUCGUCCUGCAGAGGCACCACCAGCUCCACCACCAACACAGCUACCAGGGCCCACUGCCGCCGUCCCUCCAGGAGCACAGCCCAUCCCAAUGUCAGAGCCAGGGCCACGCGGGCUCCUCGCUGCUCUCGCAGCCUCCAACCUCUCACUCCACCCUCCCCAGUCACAUGAAGACCUUGGAAACCACAAGGCAGGAACACCACACCUCCAAACAGGCUCCACCACCACCUCCUCCACCAUUACCUCCUCCUUGUGACCCACCUCCGCUGCCCAAGCCGGGCCAGCAAGCCUCAGACGCUAACCACAUGAGCGUAAAGAGGCUCCGCUGGGAGCAGGUGGAGAACUCUGAGGGAACAAUAUGGGGUCAGCUCGGGGAGGAUUCAGAGUAUGACAAGCUCACCGACAUGGUGAAGCACUUAGACCUGGACCUGCACUUUGGGACUCAACGCAGAUCCAUCUCUCCUCCAGAGCCAGCCUUCCAGCCAGAGAACUUGAAAAAGAAAGACGUGGUGGAGAUUCUGUCUCAUAAGAAAGCCUACAAUGCCUCCAUCCUCAUCGCCCAUCUGAAAAUCUCCCCCGAAGAGCUGCGUCAGGUGUUGAUGAACAUGACCACCGACAGGCUGGAGCCGGCCCACAUCAAGCAGCUGCUGCUGUAUGCCCCAGACGAAGAAGAGGUGAAACAGUACGAACAGUUUGAUCAGGACCCGGGCAAGCUGAGCGAGCCGGACCAGUUCAUUUUCCAGAUGCUAAUGGUGCCUGAUUAUAAGACUCGCCUGCGGAGCCUCUACUUUAAAACGACCCUACAGGAGAGGACGGAGGAGAUGAAGAUCGCGUACGAUUACAUCUACAAGGCUUCAGUGGAGCUCAGGAGCAGCAAGAAACUAGCCAAGAUCCUGGAGUUUGUUCUUGCAAUGGGAAAUUACCUGAACAACGGGCAGCCGAAGAGCAACAGGACGACCAGUUUUAAGAUCAACUUCCUAACUGAGCUAAGCACAACCAAAACAGUAGACGGGAAAUCCACCUUUCUCCACAUUUUGGCCAAGUCUUUGUGCCAACACUUCCCAGAGCUGCUCAGCUUUCCCAGAGACCUCACAACAGUGCCUCUGGCAGCUAAAGUGAACCAGAGGGCCAUUACAACAGAGCUGAGUGACCUUCACUCCACCGUGCAGGACAUCAGGGCGGCCUGUCAGAAGAUCCAGUCUACCCCUGACGAUCACUUCACUUCAGUCAUGAGUGUACGAUAAAACCCAUCCAUUUUCAAGGCUGGAGCCUAUUCCAGCACACGCAGGGUGUACAAUGGGUAGUUUGCAUGUUAUCACAAAGCUGAAACAGUAGGAACGACACUCAGAUUAAUGUCAUAGGGAGAACAUGCACACAAAGGCCCAGGUGGGCAGCAGGGUUGAACCCUUAUGCUGAGAGGUGACAAUGUUAACCACUGUUCCACCAUGCACCCCUACAGUAAAAUCUGUAAAUACAUGAAUGAUGUUUACCAACGGUUAAGAGUUAAAGAGACACUUUUGUGUCUUUGCAGUUUCAGCUUAGCAAAGGAAUCACUUGGCUGGCCCUGUCCAGUUCUCAUCGACUACAAGCACUCUGAUGUUUACUACCAUACAGGUUAUAAUAUAAGUGUAAAAAAUAUUAUAAAAGCUCAGGAAAAACUUGACAAAAUCGGCUGGUUUUGUUGUCUGGGUUCCAUAUUGUUGAAACAAACGACAUAAUGACUUGCCCGUUUCGCACUGCUAAGCUAACCGUUUCCUGGUUGGGUAAGAACACAAAUAAUAUGAUAAUGUUGCACUUCA